Molecule: messenger RNA, 1230 nt
Organism: Debaryomyces fabryi
Lineage: Eukaryota; Fungi; Ascomycota; Pichiomycetes; Serinales; Debaryomycetaceae
Gene: CDC50
Product: aminophospholipid translocase regulatory protein
Exons: 1
Coding region: 1-1230 (409 amino acids)
Cellular component (GO): Golgi apparatus; endoplasmic reticulum; plasma membrane
Source: RefSeq, a predicted model, not a curated record
AUGAAUUUCUUGCGUAACCGAAGGACUUCUGAUUCAGAUGAUGAUAAUGAUGAUCUCAAUGAUAACAAUGUAUCCAACAUACAUAAGUCCCGUAAACCGCCAAAUACUGCAUUUAGACAACAAAGACUUAAAGCCUGGCAACCAUUGCUUACUCCAAAAUCAGUUAUUCCCUUCUUAAUAAUACUAGCAGUUAUAUUUGCACCAUUAGGUAUUGCGAUUAUUAACACUGUGUAUAACGUCGAGGUGUUGUCUCUUGAUUAUAGUCAUUGCGGAUCGCUACAUUCUGAUGAUUUCAAGUCAGUUCCAGGAAAGUAUACUUCCCAUCACUUCAAGAAGAAGAACAAUAAUCCCGAGUUCCAAUGGAAGGUAGUUAAUUCUACUGAUGAAUUUGAUGAUUUGAAGCAAACUUGUCACAUUCGCUUUGAGUUGCCUAAGGAUAUAAAACCACCUAUCUACUUAUAUUACAAGUUGACCAAUUUUUAUCAAAAUCAUCGUAAAUACGUGGAAUCCUACGACUUAGAGCAAUUAAAAGGAAUUGCUGUUACCAAAGGUGAUUUAUCAGACGGUUGUAAGCCGUUAAGAUUCAUAGAUGAUAAGAUUGUUUAUCCAUGUGGAUUAAUUUCAAACUCCUAUUUCAACGAUACGUUUUCGAGUCCUGUGCUUUUAAAUGCCAAAAGCGGAAGCAACAAUGAGACAUACAAGUUAUCAGAUGAGGAUAUUUCCUGGUCAUCGGACCGUAAUAGUAAAUACAAGAAGACAAAGUACGACCCAGAAGAUAUCGUACCACCUCCAAAUUGGUAUAAAAUGUAUCCAGAUGGCUACACAAAAGAUAAUUUACCAGAUUUAGCUACCUGGGAACAUCUUCAAAAUUGGAUGAGAACUGCUGGAUUAGCAACCUUCUAUAAAUUAUAUGGAAAGAAUGAGACUGAAACAAUGACAUCUGGUACCUAUGAAAUUUCAAUUGAAAUGAAUUAUCCAGUAUCUAUAUUCGGUGGCACCAAAACCAUGGUUAUAACUACAAAUUCUGUAUUUGGCGGCCGUAAUAUGAGUUUGGGUGUGAUUUAUAUUAUCGUUGCAGUCAUAUGCUUAGUAUUGGGUAUUGCAUUUUUGUUACAACAUUUAAUCAAACCAAGAAGAAUUGGUGAUCACAAUUUCUUGCAAAAUAAUUCUGGAGCUCCUAGGGAUGGUCCAAGGUUAGGCAACACGACUAAUUUCAGAGAGCAGCUAUAA